This is a messenger RNA of Pleurotus ostreatus (oyster mushroom), 1548 nucleotides long. It is a transcript of the gene VMA2, whose product is annotated as Vacuolar ATP synthase subunit B. Gene Ontology annotation, cellular component: proton-transporting V-type ATPase, V1 domain. Gene Ontology annotation, molecular function: ATP binding; proton-transporting ATPase activity, rotational mechanism. The record is from RefSeq and is a predicted model, not a curated record. NCBI's taxonomy places the organism in Eukaryota, Fungi, Basidiomycota, Agaricomycetes, Agaricales, Pleurotaceae. The transcript has 10 exons. The coding region runs from base 1 to 1548 and encodes 515 amino acids. Gene Ontology annotation, biological process: proton transmembrane transport; ATP metabolic process.
AUGGCGUCCGAUCCAAGAAUGAGCGAUCAGGAGAUGGCUGCUAUCAAUGCUGCCGCAGUCACCAAAGAAUAUCGCGUUCAGCCGCAUCUGGACUACCGCACCGUAUCUGCCAUCAAUGGACCCCUAGUUAUUCUGGACAACGUGAAGUUCCCGUCGUACAACGAAAUCGUUCAACUUACACUCCCAGAUGGGUCAAAGCGCGGAGGGCAGGUCCUCGAAGUUCAGGGAAAGAAAGCCAUUGUGCAGGUGUUCGAAGGAACUUCUGGCGUCGAUGUAAAGGCCACACGUGUAGAAUUCACUGGGAGCAGCAUGAAAUUGCCUGUAGCCGAAGAUAUGUUGGGUCGUAUCUUCAACGGCUCCGGCAAUCCCAUUGAUCAAGGUCCGAAAGUCUUCGCCGAAGAUUAUCUCGACAUCAACGGCUCGCCAAUCAACCCCUACUCCCGCAUAUAUCCCGAAGAAAUGAUACAAACCGGCAUAUCCACCAUCGACGUCAUGAAUUCAAUCGCUCGUGGCCAGAAGAUUCCUAUCUUCUCGGCGGCAGGUUUGCCUCACAAUGAAAUUGCAGCCCAGAUUGUGCGGCAGUCGGGACUGGUCAAGCGACCUACGAAAGAUGUCCACGAUGGCCACGAAGACAAUUUCUCCGUCGUCUUCGCAGCUAUGGGUGUGAAUAUGGAGACCGCCCGUUUCUUCAAGGAAGAUUUCGAAUCCAAUGGUAGUUUGGAUCGCGUCACACUAUUUUUGAAUUUGGCCAACGACCCGACUAUCGAACGUAUCAUCACGCCACGACUCGCGCUCACAACCGCUGAAUACUAUGCCUAUCAAUUGGAGAAGCACGUUCUUGUUAUUCUCACAGAUAUGACAUCAUACGCUGAUGCCCUACGAGAGGUUUCCGCAGCACGCGAAGAAGUCCCUGGGCGUCGUGGUUAUCCGGGCUACAUGUACACUGAUCUGUCAACAAUUUAUGAGAGAGCCGGGCGUGUUGAAGGCCGGAAUGGGUCCAUCACUCAAAUCCCGAUCCUCACCAUGCCUAAUGAUGAUAUCACUCAUCCUAUUCCUGACCUAACAGGUUAUAUCACUGAGGGCCAAAUCUUUGUUGACCGGCAGCUACAUAACCGGCAGAUAUACCCUCCAAUCAACGUCUUGCCAUCACUUUCUCGGCUCAUGAAGAGCGCCAUCGGCGAAAAGUUGACUAGGAAGGAUCAUGGUGAUGUUUCAAAUCAAUUAUAUGCUAAAUAUGCCAUCGGUCGUGAUGCGGCGGCGAUGAAAGCUGUAGUCGGUGAGGAGGCCUUGUCCUCGGAAGACAAACUCGCCCUAGAGUUCCUGGAAAAGUUUGAGAAUCAAUUCGUCGGGCAGGGAGCGUAUGAGGCUCGCACUAUCUUUGAUUCACUGGAUCUUGCAUGGUCUCUUUUGCGAAUCUUCCCUAAAGAACAGCUCAAUCGUAUUAACCCCAAGAUUGUUGCCGAGUUUUAUGCGCGUAAAGCCACAAAGAAACCGGCGGCGGUGGCGGAUGCCAGUGUGGCGGACGAUGUAAAGUUGAUCGAUGCAUGA